Messenger RNA from Equus quagga, 1491 nucleotides. RefSeq names its product testis expressed 45 (gene SAXO5). The record is from RefSeq and is a predicted model, not a curated record. NCBI's taxonomy places the organism in Eukaryota, Metazoa, Chordata, Mammalia, Perissodactyla, Equidae. Bases 1 to 1491 code for a protein of 496 amino acids. The transcript is spliced from 8 exons.
AUGUCCCUGAGGGACUUCCUCAGGGCCUCGCACUUCGCGCUGGGGCCAGACCCUCGGCUGCACGUGGGCACCCUGCACUCCACGACGCACCGGGACUUCCAGGCCUACCCGGGCGCCACCCGCGCGCUGCCGAGCCAGCGGCCGCCCCGCGCGCCCCUCUUCCAGCAGGACCCGCGCUGGGCGGGCGAAGAGCGCGUGUCGGAGGCGCACUGCGUCUUCGCGCCCCCGCCGCCCUCCGAGCCGUCUGGGGAGCGGGAGCGGGAGCGGGCGCGGGAUCGCACCCUCGCCAUGCAGGCCAGCCACCUGGUCUUGCACGCGGACGCGCGCGCCCGCACGGGCCUCUCCACCGCGCGCGCCGACUUCCGCUGGCCCGAGCUGCCGGCGCGCGCCCGCGAGCAGAUCCGCGGCGCGCGCCUCAUCUUCGACCGGGACUCGAUGCCGCCGGGCGACCGAGCCAAGCUGCGCAUCCCGCCCACCACGUACCAGGAGCUCUUCCCGCCCCACGACGCCCGACCCCAGCCCUGCGCACCCCGCCGCCACCUCGGGGGCCCCAACCUCCUCAAGUGGGACCACGGGAGACAGGACGAUGGGACCUCCUACCAGAGACAGUUCCAGGCCCUGCCAGGCCCACCUGCCUUGAUGUGUAAGAGGGCGGCCAGCAGCGUGGAGCUAGGCAACUUCAAGAGCGCUUCUGGGCCCGUGUGUUCGGAGCAGAAACAAGCUUACGGGCCCCAGGGUCUGCCCUCACAUAGGUAUGACAAAGCCCAGGCCUCGGCCCACAUCCACUAUGUGAAUAUUCGUCCUGGAGACGGCCUCUUCCACGACAGGACCACCCAGGCUGAACACUACUAUGCCCGGGAGCCAGAGCCUUUCAUUCUUCACCACAACCAGACUCCAGAGUCGCACAUCCUGGAAGGAAACUGGUGCCCCAGCCCGGGCAGCCUCACCACCUCCACGCGUUUCUUCUACGGCCAGCCGCCUCCCGCCACCAAGCCACCCUGCCGCCACCCGCCUCACGAGAAAUUGCAGAGUCACGUGACCCUAGGGGAGCCUUCGCUGCUGGGACGGUUCUUCCAGACCUCCAUGGGCAGGGACUAUUACCCUCCUGGGAUGCAGCACCCGCAGAAAGCGCCCAACCUGCACUUGAAGCAGAGCAACCUGCCCCAGGGCACUGGCGAACUAGAUUUUUUAACCAUGAACCAGAAGAUGCUGAAGCCGCACCGGACAGCUCCGGCCUCCCCGACUGAGGAGAUGUUCCAGCGGUGCAAAUAUAGCCACAUGGAGCCCCCGCUGGGUAGACAGCGCUUCUUCUCAACCCAACACGGAGACGAGUUUACCUUCAAGUACCAAGGCCCCGCGGUGCUGAGAUGGGGCAACUUCCAGGAGAGUCACGUGCCACUGGGCUCCCCUCGCCAAUGGGGCUGUUGGGGUGAGAAGGUAGACCCUCAGGCCCCCCAGAUUCCUAUGUACCCGUGCCCUAGCCAGCAAUAA